AUGACUACCCAGCACUACCAAGCUCCUGCUCUUCCCAUCAGUGUCCCCUCCAAGGCCCCAGGUCCGGCCGGUCUCUACCCCGUUAGCCGUGUGUCUGGGUCUCCUCCAGAUAUCUCCGACACAAGCACUACCGCGGGGAGUCGGACUUCCGCCGGAUUCAGUUACGGCUCCGGAAGCCUCAGCGGCGACUAUGAGUCCAGCCCAGCCUCGUAUUCCGGUGUCGAUGUUGUGGAUGUCCUGAGCGACCGCUUGCAGAAUACGUUCGAUCCAACCCCAUUGGACAAGGGACUGGUAAUGCAGGCACAGACUUCCGGUCAGCUGAACGCAAAGCAACGAGAGCUACUCGAGUUGCAGGCCCUCGCUCAGCGUCGUCUGAAAGGGGUCCGUGCCAAUUUCUCCGAUGGAAUCAAAGUUGCUCGGGAUACCAAACGAGAUCUUGAAUGGACGCAGAAGCGUGUGAGCACGCUGAAGACGAAAGCCGAGAGUAUUCAUCCAGAGGAGUACCGACGAGCAUCAAAGAAAUACAGUUAUGAUGACGACAACUGA
Molecule: messenger RNA, 546 nt
Organism: Aspergillus tanneri
Lineage: Eukaryota; Fungi; Ascomycota; Eurotiomycetes; Eurotiales; Aspergillaceae
Product: KxDL motif-containing protein
Exons: 3
Coding region: 1-546 (181 amino acids)
Biological process (GO): endosome organization; regulation of protein localization
Cellular component (GO): endosome; BLOC-1 complex
Source: RefSeq, a predicted model, not a curated record